AUGCCCCGCUCAUCACUCCACGCAAACGGUGCCCUCGGGUACAUCUUCCUCGCCUGCCGCGGUCUUCAAACCGCCUCCCUCAUCACCAUCCUCGGCCUGAGCGCGCACCUGAUCGCCUCCAUGGCCGACGCCAUGCAGCAGCCCUCCACCCCACUCAUCGGCACGCUCUGCAUCUCCAUCUUCUCCCUCCUCUACACCAUCAUCACGCUCGCCCUCUACUACGACAACCAGCUGCCCGCGCACUACGCCGCCGCCACCGACGCCGUCUUCUUCCUCGCCCUGCUCGUCAUGACUAUCGUCAUCGGAAAGCCCCUCGCAUACCUGUCGUGCCGCGCCGUCGGCAUCUUCACCGAGAACAAUGCCGGCGCGUAUGUCAGCGUAAAUGUGGGCUUCCAUGCGAAGAGGGGCGACCUCUAUCUGUUGCCCAUGGAGUAUGCGCAGUGGGUCGUGAGCAGUGUGGGUGUGUGCGAGAUGAUGAAGGGUGUCUGGGCGGUCGGCAUUGUGGCGACGGUCUUGAUGGUGGCGUCGGCGGUCUGUUUGGGCUUUUUGUGGAAGAAGGGGGGUGCGAGGGUUGGGAAGAAGUGGGCCGGUGUGGUUUAG
Messenger RNA from Morchella sextelata, 600 nucleotides. RefSeq lists its product as uncharacterized. The record is from RefSeq and is a predicted model, not a curated record. Lineage: Eukaryota; Fungi; Ascomycota; Pezizomycetes; Pezizales; Morchellaceae. Bases 1 to 600 code for a protein of 199 amino acids. The transcript has a single exon.